Messenger RNA from Effrenium voratum, 160 nucleotides. The record is from the annotation of a GenBank genome assembly. NCBI's taxonomy places the organism in Eukaryota, Dinophyceae, Suessiales, Symbiodiniaceae.
GAGCUGGACGACGCCCACGCGGUCUUUGAGGACAAGGCCCGGACCUUCGCGCAGAGCAAGACCUUUCAGAAAGCAAAAGGUGGUGCGCGUGGGUUCUACCCCUUCGGCAAAGGCAAGGGGAAGAAGGGCAAGCUAAAGGGCAACUUCGGGAAGGGCAAAG